AUGAGAAACGAUACUACCUUGUCAGAAGAUCUCGUGAAUUCGCCAGCAUCUGCAAAAGCAUCGCGUUCUGUCAGUGCAGAUGCGAUCAGUAUUCCGGAGAAAGAAGAGGCUAAAAAAGCUCGUGAUCAAAGCAUUCCGCUUGAGACAGCUCCAGCUACAGCUAGCUGGAAAUCUUCUAAAACCAAUGAAGAGGUGAUCGGUAUUCCCGCAACCGUCACGUUCCCUAUUGUCGGCAGUGCUCCUCCUGUCGCCAACAAGACUCAUGCUUUCACUGAAGCUUUUGCCGUCUCCAAGGGUUCUGCAGCUCCGAAGGCUACUGUUGUCACUAAGUUCUCCGUUAAAGACAAUACAACUACUGUCAGCAAUGUUUCUAUAAUUGCCGAAGAUUGUGCUGCCGACAAAGCUCCUGCCCUCAUCCAAAAAACCGCUGCAUCCGAUACUUUGACUAAAACCACGGUUUCCGUUCCUGCCAAAAAUGCCCAGAUGUCUACUGUAGAAAAGUCUCUUGUUCAGGAAAAAGCUGUUCCUAUCGCGCACUCUUCUGCUCCAUCUGGAGAAUCUGUUGCCGCCAAAACUAAGGCUUCUGUCCAGGCCUCUUCCUCUGUUAUUUCUACUGUUAUGGUAAAAGCUCCUGCUACCACUGAAGCUCCUGUAUCCACCAAUGAAGGAGCAUUGCCUUCUAAGGCUACCAGAAAGAACAAGAACAAAAACAAAAAAUCAAAAAAUGAGCCAAAAGACGACUUCUCUGCUGAAUUGCCCAACAAAGCAGAUAAAAAGUUGGAAGAAGUCAAACUAAACUUUUCAACAAAAUUCGAAGUUUACAAGAAGAAAAUGGAUAAUGAACGUCGGUUCCAGCUCGCUUUUGAGAAAGAAAAUUUUCAAUCACACGAUCUUCAAAUGAAGAUUUAUGAGUGCUUAAAGCAGACACAUCCAUUUGACAUCCACCUGAGAAGAAAAGAAAUCGAGGAAAAGCUGAAGGAACGGAUAAUUCACUACAGAAAUUCCAAAUGCUUUGAGUACCAAAUCAUGGAAUAUGUAAUGGAGACAUUGAGUAAUUGUAAAAUGGACCUCAUAACCGGAGACUGCCUGUACCUUUACUCGGAUACAAGUCUCUCAGAGAAAAAGUUGCGUGCUCUUGAGCAACAAUACCUGAGAAUGGUAGAGUCUUGUAAAGAUUGGAUUGGCAAUAGCGAACGAGAAUGUGUCCUGACCAUGGAAGAAUUAAAGAUGAACCCCGUGAAACUUUGUGAUGAAAGUUGGUACGAUCAUUUCGUGACGUACAUGAACCGUCAGGCACUACUACGAAAUAAUGACCGCCCGUCUAAUAUCCCGGAAAUAAAGAUAGAAGAACUCAUUUCUCAAAUGUACGAUGAAGAGUGUUUCGUCUACAAGCUAUUUUCCGAUUUUCAAGGACCUGUUGAAUGGGAUCCACUGACCACUAAGAUUUUCAUCAAGAUGCGCCUCAAUAAUUUGGAUAAUUUAUCAACUAUUUCUGUAGAGGAGCGAGAACAGUUCAAGGAGUUUUACACUUUUCUAUUAGCCACAAAAUCCUCAAUUGUAGAUUUUGAUAUUUUCCAAAUGUUUGGUAGAGUGUCGACGCAAGAUUUGAGCAAAUUUAAAACUGAGCCUUAUGUAGAGAAUUCGCUUUUUAUUUUGUUUUUCAAUUAUCCUCACCCUCAGGUGUAA
Messenger RNA from Caenorhabditis briggsae, 1686 nucleotides. Lineage: Eukaryota; Metazoa; Nematoda; Chromadorea; Rhabditida; Rhabditidae. The transcript has 6 exons. The record is from RefSeq and is a predicted model, not a curated record. The coding region runs from base 1 to 1686 and encodes 561 amino acids.